Rosa chinensis is the source of this 2002-nucleotide messenger RNA. Its product is annotated as fumarylacetoacetase. The record is from RefSeq and is a predicted model, not a curated record. Gene Ontology annotation, molecular function: fumarylacetoacetase activity. Lineage: Eukaryota; Viridiplantae; Streptophyta; Magnoliopsida; Rosales; Rosaceae. The coding region runs from base 312 to 1727 and encodes 471 amino acids. Gene Ontology annotation, biological process: L-phenylalanine catabolic process; homogentisate catabolic process; L-tyrosine catabolic process. The transcript has 14 exons.
GUUCCAAACACCAAUAGUACGACCAAAUACGUCCAGAUUGAGGACCAAGCCCGCACACGCGCAGGGCGUUGGAACACCUUGACAGGCUCCUGCUCCCAUUUCCCGAAACGUGCAAAGCUCAUUUGCCACUUUCGGGGGACGCAUAUUCUCCCACAUCGAAAGCGGGCAAAUCUCCAAUCCCAAAAUAAGACGCCUCCACACGGCUCCACCUCCAUAUUAAGUGACUACUGUCUCCCGCCUAAACCCUAUAUAUAAGCCCCUCACUCUGUAGAUUCAACGCCUCAGUCCGUCUUCUUCUCCCCUCCUAAAAAAUGAAGCGCCCUCCGAGCAACACCUUGUACGGCCUUUUUCGUUCCUUCCGAGAAAACAACCCGAUUGAUCACAUCCCCUUACCGAACCUCCCGAGCUCUAACUUCGGUCAUGGAAGUCGUCGACAUCGGAAAAACUCCGUGUCCGGCGUAGCUCUCACUUCCUUCAUCGAAGUCGACCCGAGCUCUCACUUCCCCAUACAGCCAAAACCGGCUUCAACGGCUCGACCGGGCGUGGCCAUCGGCGAUUAUGUGUUGGACUUGUCAGCAAUCGCCGCCGCCGGUCUUUUCAACGGUCCGAUCCUCAGAAACUCCGACUGCUUUUAUCAGCCUAAUUUGAACAAGUUCUUGGCCUUGGGACGACCUGCUUGGAAGGAAGCACGUGCUACACUUCAGAAGCUACUUUCAUCUACUGAGCCAACAUUGCGUGACAAUCAAAGUUUAAAGCAGGAAUCACUUAUUCCGUUGAGCGAGGUGGAAAUGCUGCUUCCUGUGGCGAUUGGGGACUUUACAGACUUCUUUUCAUCAAUGGAUCACGUACACGACUGCGGGGCCAAGAUUAGUUAUAAGGCAGGUCAGGCAAUUCCACUGAAAUGGUUGGACCUACCAAUUGCAUAUCAUGGACGAGCUUCGUCGAUUGUUAUCUCUGGAACUGACAUUACUCGACCCAGGUCAAUCAGAGAGGUGUCUCUUGAGACAUUUUUACGUCCAAGACAACCUCCAGGUGGUCUGCUAUAUUUUGGUCCCGCAACGAAACUAGAUUUUGAGCUUAAAAUGGCUGCUGUAGUUGGUCCUGGAAAUGAAUUAGGGAAUCCGGUGGAUGUGAAUGAGGCAGCAGAUCACAUUUUUGGACUUGUCUUGAUGAAUGGCUGGAUUGCUAGAGAUAUCCAGGCAAAGGAAUUUAUUCCCAGUGUGCCUUUCCUAGGAAAAAGUUUUGGAACUACGAUAUCCACUUGGAUAGUGACACUCGAAGCUCUAGAACCAUUUUCCUGUGAUCCUCCCAAAAAGGUUGCAGCACCCCCAUCUAUUGCCCAUGUCGCUGAAAAUAUCUCCAAAAGCUAUGACAUAACAUUAGAGGUUCGAAUUAAACCAGAUGGAGAGAGGCGCUCAUCUGUGGUCACAAAGAGUAAUUUCAACCACUUAAUUUGGACAUUGCCUCAGCAGCUAGCACACCUUACCAUCAAUGGGUGCAACUUAAGGCCUGGAGAUCUCUUUGGAACUGGGACCAUCAGUGGACCUGAGCCAGAAUCUUACGGAAGCUUGCUAGAGCUGACAUGGGAUAAGCCAUUGUCAUUAAACGGCGUUACUCGUGAAUUUCUUGAAGAUGGAGACGAAGUCAUCAUUACUGGUUUUAGCAAGGGAAAUGGCUACAAAGUAGGGUUCGGGAAAUGCUCUGGAAAGAUUGUUCCACCUCCUUGAGCACUUAGAAAUGGCAAGAUCAAAUAUAAACUUCAUUGGAGCUCUCCCAUUCAUUGCACGCUGUAAUUCCUUCCUAUUGUUGUCUAAAAUUGUACUAUUUACUUCACUGCAUAACAUAAUUCCUUUCUCAUUGUUGUCUAAAAUUGUACUGUUUACUUUCACUGCACUCCAUAAUUCCCUUGUCAUUUAUAGGUAGUUCUACUCAAACUCUUGGUGAAUGCUUAUGCUGUUUACUGACAAUACAUUUCAUGAUGGAAUUUAAAGAUCUAAAAAUG